GGGGUGGAUUCAAGACGCACAGGCUUCCUCCUCAUUGGAUGCUGCUGCUGAUUCCCCACCUCUCCAGGCUCCCUGUCUGGGUGUUAAAUACAUUUCUUAGAGGGCCAGUGGCACCUAUGGUGCUGCUCGCGGCUUGGCCAUAGAGGGGUCAUCUGCUUGCUCUACUUGUCUGGUUCCAGAAGAAGUUUUUAGGGACUUCUCUCUCUUUCUUAGUGCUUGAGGGUGGUAGUGAGGGAAGCAUCUCCCUCAAACUUGGCACUGCAGUUGCAACAUCUACCCUCAUCUCUUGGAAAAAAAUAACUAGUACAAUCAAGGUGCACAAGAGACCAUGGGAAAAUUCAGAAGUAUCCUUCUUUUGUGCCUUGGCUUUAUUCUAGUUCCAGCAAGAGGUCAACAUGAUUUUGAUUUAGCUGAUGCUCUUGAUCACCCAGAUGACAUAAUUACCAGGAGGCCUACAGUGAUCAGAAGACCGACAAGGCCUGUGCUGAACAAUGAUCUACAUUUAGGAGAUGCUCUUGGUGGGGGUGACAUCCCAAGAAAACCUUUGUACCCACCUCUUCCACCACGACCAGGAAGCCAUAUUAAUUCUGGAGGUUUUGAUGACUCAGAUCUCCUUGAUGGGAAGGCUUUACCACCGCACAUAACAGGAGAAGAGGAGAAGCAUUUCAAUCAUGGAGGAAACACAGAUUCAGGAUUAAUAGCUGGAGUUACAUCUCCUAUAAUUUCUUCUUUUGUAAUAUUAGUUGUUGGAUCAAUAGCAGCCUACACCGCUUAUAAGAACAAGAAACUUUGUUUCAAACCACAGGGUGGGGCUACAGUGUAAACUGGUGAAAGAAGAGUUGCCUUCUGAUCACAGGCUCCUUUGGUUGGUGACAUUCAUCCCGCAGAUCCCACAAUUCAUCAUUCUGACAAAAUAAAAUCUUCCUCUAAUUAAUGUUUUGCUGUGACAUUGCAAUUCUGCUCUCUUUUACAUGAUGUCACUUGCGCACCUUGAACUUUACAUCAUCAAAGAUGUGCCUAAAACAUGUGGGGAUGGUAUUGAACUAUCCAACCUGCAUUCAUAAAGGCUGGAUACACAUUUUGAUUCAUAAGUUACUGUAAACAACAGAGAAAGCAAGUUUAAUAAAAGCUAAAAAAUUGAAA
This is a messenger RNA of Columba livia (rock pigeon), 1143 nucleotides long. RefSeq names its product Xg glycoprotein (Xg blood group) (gene XG). The record is from RefSeq and is a predicted model, not a curated record. The transcript has 9 exons. Lineage: Eukaryota; Metazoa; Chordata; Aves; Columbiformes; Columbidae. Gene Ontology annotation, biological process: homotypic cell-cell adhesion; T cell extravasation; positive regulation of neutrophil extravasation. Gene Ontology annotation, cellular component: plasma membrane. The coding region runs from base 329 to 823 and encodes 164 amino acids.